AUGGAGGCGCAGGUAGAGGUGCUGGCGCAGCUAGAGAGCUUGGCGUUUGAGCCUGCCACCGCCGGCACGGCUUCGGGCGAGAAGCCGGCAGCGAGCGCGGAGGUUGCGCCGGGCGAGAAGCCGGCGGCGAACGCGGAGGUUGCGCCGGUCGAGGAGCGGACGCCGAGCGUGGAGGUUGCGCCGGUCGAGGAGCCGGCGGCGAGCGUGGAGGAGGCUUCGGGCGAGGAGCCGACUGUGAAGGGGGAUGGUCCGCUGAACCCUCCAAAUCCCCGACAGGGCAGCGGGGAAGACCAGGCCACGCCGCCGUCAGCCGAAGGAGCGAACUGCUCGUCGUCGCCGGCAGGUCACGAAGGCCCUCGUGCCUCCUCCUCCUCGUCGGACUCGGACAGUGAUACCGAUUCAGAUACUUCAUCAACUACAUCCUUGUCUUCAUCAUCUUCUUCAGCAAUAUCUGAUGAAGACGAUUAUCCGAAUGGGAAGGAUAACAGAUCUUACUGUGUUAAAACAAAAGAUGAGUUGCUUAUUGAUGCACUGCCUCCUGUUGAAGACUUGUCAAUAAUUCUGCCUGAUAAUGUUGAACUGAAGCCCUUUGGGACAGUUUCCAGCAUCAUUGAACAGCUAGUAAUAAUCGAGUCACUGAGAGGCCUACCUCCAGUAAAUGAAGAGAGCAUAAUUUUUAAAAGAGAUCGACAAGCAGCAGGAAAGAUAUUUGAGAUAUUUGGUCCUGUUUUACAUCCCUUUUAUGUAUUAAGAUUUAACAGUUCUGAACAUAUCAAAGCAAAAGGUAUUAAUGUGCAAGAUGAGAUGUAUUUUGCUCCAUCAGUGGAGGAUUUCACCCAGUAUAUAUUUGCAGAGAAGCUAAAACAGGAAAAAGGUUCAGAUGCAUCUUGGAAGAAUGAUGAAGAACCUCCACCUGAAGCUUUGGAUUUCAGUGACGAUGAAAAAGAAAGGGAGGCAAAACAGAAGAAGAAGCCUCAAAGUCAAGGAAGGAAGAAACCGAAGUGGGAAACAAAUGCAUCAAGUGAGAAUAAAGGAAUUAAUCAGUCGAUGCCACAGCCUGCUUCAAAUUACUCAAGGCGAUACUGUGGCAGAGGAUUCUUCAGGAAUUCAGCUCCUCAUCCACCAGGUCCUCCAGGUUUUUUGAGACCACAAGUAAGACCACCACAGCAGUACUCUUCAGACAACAGAUUGUAUCGGGAAUCUCCAGUGUCUCCACAACCUCAAAGAACAGAACAUCCAGUGAUGCAACAGUAUCCCUUUCCUCCUCCAGUUUUUGGUUCUGUGAAUAACAUGCAGCAAUUCCACCUUCCGCCUUCAAGUUCGAAUAUGAUUUGGACAGUUCCAAACACAUACAGCUCAUCAUACUCAUUUUUACCUCCACCACCUCCACCUCCUACCCCUCCUCCUACUAGCCAGUCGUUUCAGUUCAGGCCUUACUAAGUUUCUGUAAACUUGUAUACAGAGCAUUUCAGUUUAAAGGGAGGGAGAACAGGCUGCCAAGAAUG
Messenger RNA from Indicator indicator, 1505 nucleotides. It is a transcript of the gene NAF1, whose product is annotated as nuclear assembly factor 1 ribonucleoprotein. Gene Ontology annotation, cellular component: sno(s)RNA-containing ribonucleoprotein complex. The record is from RefSeq and is a predicted model, not a curated record. NCBI's taxonomy places the organism in Eukaryota, Metazoa, Chordata, Aves, Piciformes, Indicatoridae. The coding region runs from base 1 to 1440 and encodes 479 amino acids. Gene Ontology annotation, biological process: box H/ACA snoRNP assembly; pseudouridine synthesis; ribosome biogenesis. Gene Ontology annotation, molecular function: RNA binding. The transcript has 8 exons.